Messenger RNA from Bemisia tabaci, 553 nucleotides. The record is from RefSeq and is a predicted model, not a curated record. NCBI's taxonomy places the organism in Eukaryota, Metazoa, Arthropoda, Insecta, Hemiptera, Aleyrodidae.
ACUCUUUUAUUGCGAGUCUCUAUUUUUGCUUAUGAGUGGAACUAUUCCAGCAGUGAGAACAACCCGCAACAACAAACCUCAAACAAUUUCUUUAUAUGAUACCGAUGCGUGUAUGCAGGACACGUUUGCCAAAACAGUGCCAAAAACAAAUGGAAUAUCACAGAAAGACUUUCCUGAGUCACGUUUUUGAAAAGAACGUGGUUGGUUUGAUUUUAAAUUUCAUCGACAUAAAGGAAACAAAACGUUCAUCGCGGUUAGCUUUUGAAGCUCUGAAAUACCUGGCUGCACUUCUGUGCCACAAAAAGUUCUCAAUCGAGUUUCUCAGCAUGAAUGGUCUCCAGCAUCUUCUGGAAGUCCCUCAACCAGGCAUUGCAGCAACUGGUGUCUCAAUAUGCUUUUACUACUUAGCAUACUGUGAGGACGCCAUUGAAAGAGUGUGCUUAUUGCCCAAGGAAAUUUUUCAUGAAGUUGUUAGGUAAUGCCUUAUUUAUGCCCAGCUUGUUAGUUGAAUGAUCAGUUUCUCCACACCUUCCUCCUUGCAGUCACAAAAACU